CCCCCCCCCCCCAGCCUGGGGACAUAUUUAGCCAGGCCAGAUGGAGCCAGGGGCGCUGGAGAGGGCAGCUCAGGUUCCUCCCACUCUGUUCACCCUCAUCCCCCUGGCUGUAGGCACUUCUGCUUCUGAAGACCUGCUGUGCCCUGUCCCCACGGCUUUGGAGACUGAUGCUCCCCGACUCAGGGCUCCCUCUGGGUCUCCCCACACACAGCACCACAGGAAUGGGAAACCGACUGAGGUUCUCGCUGCUGCUCUUUCUACUUCUGGGGGCCCCCAAGACAGAAGUGCAGGGCGAGGAGGGGCUGGACUUCCCGGCCUAUGAUGGGGUGGACCGCGUGGUCAAUGUCAACAGCAAGAACUACAAGAGUGUGUUUAAGAAGUAUGAGGUGCUGGCGCUGCUGUACCACGAGCCCCCUGAGGGCGACAAGGCUUCCCAAAGACAAUUCGAGAUGGAGGAGCUGAUCUUGGAGCUGGCUGCUCAGGUGCUCGAGGACAAGGGCGUGGGCUUCGGGCUGGUGGACUCUGAGAAGGAUGCAGCCGUAGCCAAGAAGUUAGGCUUCACUGAGGAGGACAGUAUCUACAUCUUCAAGGGGGACGAGGUGAUCGAGUAUGAUGGCGAGCUCGCUGCUGACACCCUGGUGGAAUUUCUCCUUGAUGUCAUGGAGGAUCCAGUGGAGCUGAUCGAGGGCGAGCGAGAGCUACAAGCUUUUGAUAACAUCGAGGACGAGAUCAAGUUAAUUGGCUACUUCAAGAGCAAGGACUCAGAGCAUUACAAAGCCUAUGAAGAUGCAGCUGAGGAGUUUCACCCCUACAUCCCAUUCUUUGCCACCUUCGACAGCAAGGUGGCCAAGAAGCUGACCUUGAAGAUGAAUGAGAUUGACUUCUAUGAAGCCUUCAUGCAGCAACCAGUGACCAUUCCGGAUAAGCCCAACAGUGAGGAGGAAAUCGUCAGUUUCGUGGAGGAGCACAGGAGGUCCACCCUGAGGAAGUUGAAGCCUGAGAGUAUGUAUGAGACAUGGGAGGAUGACAUGGAUGGAAUCCACAUUGUGGCCUUUGCUGAGGAGGCUGACCCAGAUGGCUACGAGUUCCUGGAGACGCUCAAGGUAGUGGCACAGGACAAUACGGACAACCCUGACCUCAGCAUCAUCUGGAUCGACCCUGAUGACUUCCCCCUACUGGUUCCCUACUGGGAGAAGACUUUUGAUAUCGAUCUCUCAGCCCCGCAGAUAGGUGUCGUCAAUGUCACAGACGCCGAUAGCAUCUGGAUGGAGAUGGAUGAUGAGGAGGACCUGCCUUCAGCAGACGAGCUGGAAGACUGGCUGGAAGAUGUGCUGGAGGGCGAGAUCAAUACAGAGGAUGAUGACAAUGACGAUGAUGAUGACGACGAUGAUGACGACGAUGAUGAUGAUGACGACUAGCCUGUGGAACCACCUCCCAGCUCUGCCAUUGUUGGGAUGGAAACCCCAG
Molecule: messenger RNA, 1467 nt
Organism: Suncus etruscus (white-toothed pygmy shrew)
Lineage: Eukaryota; Metazoa; Chordata; Mammalia; Eulipotyphla; Soricidae
Gene: CASQ1
Product: calsequestrin 1
Exons: 11
Coding region: 168-1418 (416 amino acids)
Biological process (GO): regulation of skeletal muscle contraction by regulation of release of sequestered calcium ion
Cellular component (GO): sarcoplasmic reticulum lumen
Molecular function (GO): calcium ion binding
Source: RefSeq, a predicted model, not a curated record